CAAAGGUUUACUUAAGCAACGGAGGGACCCAGAGUGUCUGCAGUAAAUAAAGAGGUUAUUGCGACUCUUAAGAAAGGGAAUAGGUAGCUAUAAAAAUGGCUACGAAACUGUACAACUUCACGGCCAAACUGUUAACGGGAGAAAUGUUUAAUUUCUCUUCCCUGCAGGGCAAAGUCGUCCUCAUUGAGAAUGUCGCGUCUCUCUGAGGUACGACCACCAGGGAUUACACCCAGAUGAACGAGCUCCACGAGCGGUACGCCAGCAAGGGGCUCGUUAUCCUGGGAGUGCCCUGCAACCAGUUCGGACAUCAGGAGAACUGUAAGAAUGAAGAAAUCCUUAUUUCCCUGAAGUACAUCCGUCCUGGAAAUGGCUUUGAGCCAAAGUUUCAGCUCCUGGAGAAAGUGGAUGUGAAUGGGAAGGAUGCCCAUCCCCUGUUUGUGUUCCUGAGGGAAACGCUCCCAUUCCCCAGCGACGAUCCAACCGCCCUGAUGAACGACCCCAAGUUAAUCAUGUGGAGCCCGGUCUGCAGGAACGACGUGUCCUGGAACUUCGAGAAGUUUCUCAUCGGGCCGGAUGGCGUGCCGUUCAAGCGUUACAGCAGGAAGUUCCUCACCAGCGACAUCGAGGGAGACAUCAAGAAGCUCCUCAACCAGGCAAACUAAUGAGCCGUCCUCCAAAAUGUUUUUCACCCAUCCUACAGCCAGCUUUUCAGCACUAAGCCAUGCUGUAUAACCUUCAGUUCAUCAGGGGAAACACCUUUUUGUGCUCAUUUUAUUUUCCCUCCAUAGUUUCUGUAGAUGGUGUGCAACACCUUUCCAGACCACCUGAGCUCACUUGUACACAAUGGCUGUGUUCGGUUCUUUUACUAUAUGAAGGCAUCCUCAGAAAACACGCUAGUUGUGAGGGGGAUAUCUGAUGAAAUGUAAGAGGCUGAAUGUUUUCAGCUGCAUUGGGUGCAUGUAAAGCACAGCUGUGGUUUGAUGUAUCAAGAGGACCAAUAAAUGUAUUAUUUCAAACA
Siniperca chuatsi (mandarin fish) is the source of this 1018-nucleotide messenger RNA. RefSeq names its product glutathione peroxidase 1b (gene gpx1b). Gene Ontology annotation, biological process: glutathione metabolic process; hydrogen peroxide catabolic process; response to hydrogen peroxide. Lineage: Eukaryota; Metazoa; Chordata; Actinopteri; Centrarchiformes; Sinipercidae. The record is from RefSeq and is a predicted model, not a curated record. The transcript is spliced from 2 exons. Gene Ontology annotation, cellular component: mitochondrion; cytosol. Gene Ontology annotation, molecular function: glutathione peroxidase activity.